Messenger RNA from Scomber scombrus (Atlantic mackerel), 5009 nucleotides. RefSeq names its product salt-inducible kinase 1 (gene sik1). The coding region runs from base 267 to 2681 and encodes 804 amino acids. Gene Ontology annotation, biological process: protein phosphorylation; microtubule cytoskeleton organization; intracellular signal transduction. Gene Ontology annotation, cellular component: cytoplasm. The transcript is spliced from 14 exons. The record is from RefSeq and is a predicted model, not a curated record. Gene Ontology annotation, molecular function: protein serine/threonine kinase activity; ATP binding; tau-protein kinase activity. NCBI's taxonomy places the organism in Eukaryota, Metazoa, Chordata, Actinopteri, Scombriformes, Scombridae.
CGCACAGGCACACACCGGCCGCAAUUCAGUCCCGGGCCGUGAAAUACUUGUUGUUGAAAAAGUCAAAGUAAAGACUGGAUAAAAAAAAGUUGCUCCGUGCUCGUUUCCUACAAUUUUUCCCUUUCUUGUUGUGUUAUCGAUACGUCGCUCCGGUUGUGGAAUGGUUCAUGUUUCCUCUAAGAGCUGUCUGAACUGUGAGAGAAGGAGGUUUAUGUCCGCUUUUUAAGGUGCCAGCCUUAGACUAUCACCGCUCUGAAACCCCAGACAUGGUGAUCAUGUCAGAGAACAGUCGGGUGGCUCAGACCAGCCCUGCCCAGGGGAGGCCACUGCAGGUCGGCUUCUACGAGAUCAUCCGCACCCUGGGGAAAGGAAACUUCGCAGUGGUGAAACUGGCCAAACAUAAAGUCACUAAAACACAGGUGGCCAUAAAGAUUAUUGACAAGACUAGACUGAACCCCUCCAAUCUGGAGAAAAUCUACAGAGAGGUGCAGAUUAUGAAGCUGCUAAAUCACCCCCAUAUCAUCAAACUCUACCAGGUCAUGGAGACCAAAGACAUGCUGUACAUCGUGACGGAGUAUGCAAAGAACGGAGAGAUGUUUGACCACCUGACCACAAAUGGCCGUAUGAGUGAAGAUGAAGCACGAAAAAAGUUUUGGCAGAUUCUUACAGCAGUGGACUACUGCCAUCGACACCACAUCGUACAUCGUGACCUAAAAACAGAGAACCUUUUGCUGGAUGCCAACAUGAACAUAAAACUAGCUGACUUUGGAUUUGGAAAUUUCUACAAUGCAGGAGAGCCUCUUUCAACAUGGUGUGGCAGCCCGCCUUAUGCAGCCCCUGAAGUAUUUGAAGGGAAAGAGUAUGAGGGGCCUCAGCUAGACAUUUGGAGCCUUGGUGUGGUGCUUUAUGUUCUUGUCUGUGGCUCCCUUCCAUUCGAUGGGCCCAGCCUUCCUGCUCUGAGACAAAGAGUCACAGAGGGACGCUUCAGAAUCCCCUUUUUCAUGUCCCAAGACUGUGAAAACCUGAUCCGCAAGAUGCUGGUGGUGGAUCCGGCCAAGAGGAUCAGCGUGGCCCAGAUCAAGCAGCACCGCUGGAUGCUGGCAGACCCAACAGCUGCCCACCAGACCCUCAGCCAUUCCCUGACAGAGUACAACUCCAACCUGGGGGACUACAGUGAGCCUGUGCUGGGCAUCAUGAACACUCUGGGCAUUGACCGCCAGAGGACCAUCGAGUCUCUGCAGAGCAGCAGCUACAAUCACUUUUCUGCUAUCUACUAUCUACUGCUGGAAAGAGUGAAAGAGCAUCGUGCCCAGCAGCUGAACCGCCAGUGUGGAACCUGGAGCCAGAGACCCAGGAGCACCUCCGACUCCAGCGGCCCAGAGGUGAUCAUGGAGUCCACUGACAGCUUCAGAACUGCAGCUUAUUCAAUUCCAGCUAAAAACCCUCCUCCAGUGUACCCAGAGAUGGAGUGUGAUCAAGGUGGAUUGUUCCAGAGGGUGGUGUUUCCAGUGGAGGCGAGUUUGAACAGACUGCUCUGGAACCGCUCGAUUUCACCCAACAGCCUGCUGGAGACAAGCAUCAGCGAGGAGGUUCGACCCAGGGACCUGGAGGAGGAGGAAGCAACACAAACUCUCAGCCCCCUGCUCUCUUCCACCACCACCUCCCGCAGACACACUCUGGCAGAGGUGUCUGCCCGUUUCCACCAGUGCAACCCUCCAUGUAUUGUGGUCAGUCCCUCAGAUGGUGCCUCCUCUGACAGCUGUCUGAAGUCCUCAUCCAGUCCAGCCCCCACUCUACAGGCUGCUAUGGGUGACAUGUCAACACUUGUGGCCUCUGGGGCAGAUGGUGGAGCCCUAUUGCCUGCUGGAGCACCUCUUGCCCUCUCCUCCCACAUCCUGCCCCAAGCACAGGGCAGCCUUCCUGCUGCUAGCUUCCAGGAGGGUCGCAGAGCAUCUGACACUUCCCUUACACAAGGCCUCAAAGCUUUCCGCCAGCAGCUGAGGAAAAACACACGCACUAAAGGGCUUCUGGGAUUAAACAAGAUCAAGGGUCUGGCGAGGCAGGUUGUCCCUCCAACCUCUUGUAACCGUGGCAGCCGUGGGUCACUGGGUCCAGCCCUCUCUGAGCACCGCAGCAUGCUGGAAGAGGUGUUACACCAACAGCGGAUGCUACAAAUCCAGCACCAGCCCCAGCCUCAGGUCCAAGCUGCUCAGACAGGACCUCCCCAGAAUCCCUUGCUCUUUCUGUCCCAGCAGCAGUCACCUUCUCCUCCACCUGCUUCAGUAUUUGCUCCCUCCUCCUUGUUUGACACACCCACCCCCUCCGUCCUAAAGAGCAAGUCUCAGCACCCUAUUCCUCCUCAACAAGCUUCAGUGGGUCUACAGCACGGCCCCUGGCAACAACCCCUCAAGACUUCUUCAUCCUGUUACUCCUCUUCUCUGUCCCCCGUGGCCUCCGCUGCUUACCUUCUUGAGGCUCGUCUGCACAUCAGCCAGCAACCUCACCCUCAUCUCCACACCAGCCUCCAACAGCAGCCACAGACAGCAACACAAGGCGCCUUCCCCAUCAUGUCCAAACCAGUGAUGUGGACCAUGGGCUCAGUCUCCAACACGGAUCCUGGCAUGCUGGAGUUGGGUCUGGCUGGACAACAGCAGCUGAGCAGUUGUGUGAUGGUGAAAUAAAACAUUAACCAUCAAGACCAAUGAUUGUUCUCGCUCUGGGAGAAGCAAAAUGACUUGAUUUUUAGCUGAGAAGACUAGAGAGCAGAAGUGUUGAGAACGAACAAAAAGCAGAUGCAAGUGACAAAUAACUUAACGACAUGGGGUACACAUAUGCUUUUGAUAUCAUAUAAGCUAAAGACUAAGCAAUAACCAAACUCUGCACAAGGCGUUUAACUCGUAUCAAACAGCCAGAGAAGCAAUAAUAGACUGAAAAACUCUCAUCUAGCUCCCUGAUGGCAUGUGUUCCUAUGGGAAGAUGUGGACUCACUUGAAUGAAAUGAGAGCUGACGUUAGCCGAUACAAUUAUGUCUCACGUGUUUUGAUGCUGACUAAGUUAUCAUUUAGAUUUUUUUUCCGAUUGUUUGAGAACAGGAAAGACACCAUCUUCCUCAUUCUUUUUUUAGUCACUUUUUGAUUUCCUGUUCUUGAUGUUACUCACUUGACUGGAGAGAAGACCAAAAUCCUUCUUUUUUUCUUCAUUUUUCCCACUUUGUUCGCCUUUCUCAAGAGACAUUACUCUGUAGCAGUGCAAUGAACAUGCGAUUUAGUGCCCUAAGCUUAGAAACGUUCACUGAAGCUGUUGUUAUUGAUUUGUUUUCAAACUGUGAUUUUUUUUUUGCUGUGCAAGAUUAUAGAUAUACGCAAAUGCUGCUUUCAAUCUUUACAAAAGAUGCGACGUCCUCAUCAGCCAAAAUUGAAGGAAUACAGUGUCUAGCUGAUUGAGUAAAGCACAACAGGUACAUCAGUCAGCUUGGUAGCACCUUAUGUAUGUGGAUACAUCAAUCCGCAUUCCCUACGUUUGAUAAGUACCUUCUUUUUAGAUGCUUAAACUACCUCCUCAGGCAACAUUUCAAGAAUUUGGAAAUUUCAGCAAAACCUGUAAAAGAAAUACCACAAAAAAACACAUGUUCAGUCCCAGAAUGUUAGAGGAACGUUUUCGUAUGGACAGUGCAAAGACUGUGAGGACAGUGCAAUAUUUGUCAAGGAAAUACAGAGGAAAGAUGAGGCUAAGAAUCAACAUAGGAAUGUCAAGAUGUACAUUCAUAAUUUUCCUGAGGCUUUUUUGUCAUCACCUUUGAUUUGUCUGUUUGACCUUGCUGUGCUAGCUAGCUGACUAGAAAAGGUACUAGUUAUGUAACAUAAUAACAUGGUACUGUAGAAAUUAAGAAGAAAGACUGAAGGCAUUUCAAUAGGCUGUUACUUCACACAGCAAGCUUGUAGUCCUCUAACUGAAAGAAUAUGAGUUUUACCAAAGAGUGAACCGCACAAGAGAAGGGUGAUCUAUCACAGAUACACUACUGAACUUUCAUUUAAAUGCAGCCUCAAAAUGUAGCAUGGUGGUUAGCUUAAAUUUUCACAUGAUCUCCUUAGCUUUCGCUGUGAAAAAACUCCCGCUGCCACCAAAUCCUAAUGCUACACGUGUUGUAAUAUCUCUAGCUGUUACUGUCAGGACCAUGGUGGUAUUCAUUUUUGUACUUUUCUAGAAAAUAAGAAAAAUGAAAAAAAAAAAAAAAAAAAUUAAGAACAUAGCAAUACCAUGUUGUGCUGGAAGUUGAACUUUCUUCAGUUGUCCAUAAGUGAGUAGAAAUAGGUAGAAAUUACCUGCAACAAGCUGAUUCAUUUAUGCAGUCACUUCAGGCAAUGAGUUAGAAAUCUGCGAGAAAAUGUGUAAUAUUGUAAGCGUUAUUAGUUGUGUCAUAUCUGUGAAACAUCCAGUGGUUAUGAAAGUGUUUUUCCAAACCCAGUUCUAUGUUGGAAACAUGCAGUGUUGAUAUUUCUGGUUGAUUGCACUCACUACCAACACUUGUGCCUUUAUUUGAACAAACCUGCGAUCAGAGGUCUGCACCUCCGAGCUCUACACUGAAGAAAGAAAGAUGAAUGGCCAUUCACUCAGAAGCCCCUUUUGAUAUCUUCUUUGACCUUCGAACUUGCUGUGUAAACAAAAGCAAACAUUGCACUUUAUUCAAAUUUCUUAUUACUGAAAUUGUUUUGUUUCUCAUGUUCAAAAUAAUUUCACAGAACUAUUGAAACACUAAGGCUCUUGAUGCAAUCUGUUAUACCCUUUUUGAUAAACUUUGGACAAUAAGAAGUAUUUCAUGUUUUUCUGAUUUGUUACUUGACUGUGUGAGCAUGUGCAUGUUUUUGUGUGUGUGUCUUUGUGUCUGUUUGUCUGUGUGGGUGCAUGUGUGAGCGUGUGUGGAUGGGAACAGAAAAAGGUUAAGAGCAGGAAUGUUAGUUUGAGAAAGGUUGUUUAUUUAUGUGACUAUUUAUUUGAAUAAAGUUCACUUC